GUGUCUCAAAGCUGGCAAUGGGGGGCCCUGGACAACCAGCAGGGCCGGUGAGGCCUUCGCAUGCAACCUUUCCGGUUUCAACGUGCGCCAGAGAAAGACGAUGAUAGUGAGGAGCUGGCCCCUCCUCAGAUCAGUGCGGAGGAUGCUGCCAAGCUUAUCCAAACCCACUGGAGGAAAGCUGGCCGCUAUCGGAGCCGAACGCGCUCGAAGACAUUGGAUGCCAUGGAGAAUGUUAGAACCUUCAGAAUGGCACCCGCAGAUGCAGAGAGGCCAUUCUACACUCAUACACUUGGUCUUACCUUCGUCUCACAUACUCAGAAUCGAAUGGUGGAGGAAACAAGGCCUCCAGCCGAGAAGAUUUUUCUCCUACUGAGUGACCCGAACAGCUCUUCAGCAGCUCAGUUCGUGUCAAUUGUGAUUAUCACCUUUACGGUUAUUUCAAUAUGUGGCUUUGUUCUGGAAACAGAUCGGGGGCUAUACGAAAUGAGUCCAGAUUUUUGGCUCGGCUUGGAGGUGGUAUGUACUGCAGUCUUUACAGCUGAGUACCUAACGCUUUCAUUGACGUGCCGUGCCGCCGGCAUCCCUUUAGUCAGCUUCGUUCUUGCACCCAGAAGUAUAGCUGAGCUUGUGGCUUUGCUUCCAUUCUAUGUAGAGGUCAUUUUGCGUUCUGCGGGGUUCACAAACACUGCAGCCCUGAAAGCUUUUAGAGUUGUCCGGCUCAUACGCGUGCUCAGAGUCUUCAGACUAGGCCGGUAUGCUGCUGGGCUACAAAUUAUGUGGAAGGCAGUGGUGGAUUCCAGGCAAGCCAUCUCGGUGUUGCUGUUCCUUCUAUGUACUGGAGUGGUGAUGUUCUCAAGCACUCUUUAUUACCUGGAAAGGCUCAGCUGUCCGCUGCGUGAGCAGAUGACGACGACUGAGCUGGCCACUUACUUAAGUGAGUGUUCGGAUCUCUUCAAUCGUGGAGUGUCUCCAGCUCACGGUCUCUGCUGCACAGAGGACAAUUCACCCAAUGACUUUCCUAGCAUCAUUGCGGCCUGCUGGUGGGCGGUCGUAACCUUGACUUCAUUAGGAUACGGAGACCUGUACCCCAAGACGGUGCAGGGCAAAUGCGUAGGAAUGCUGGCAAUGAUCGCUGGUUUGCUGCUCAUAGCGCUGCCAAUUGCCAUCAUUAGCCAGAAAUUCCAGGAUAUCUACGAGGUCAAUGACAAGGAAGAAGCGAAAAACCGAGCGGCGCAAAGGAUGCGAGGUGCUCCGCAUGAAACUUGGACCCUGAUACCAGGAUCUGAUGUUAUACGUCGGCUCAAGGGUCUCGCCGUCAAGGACGAUGAAGCCAGAGAAGCCAUCCAAAGUAUGGUCAGGUCUUUGGAGGAGAUCUGGGAACUUCGCGAAGCUCUGGGUCGGGAGCGCAAGUAUGCGCUGGCACAGACCACUCGCUUCCACAAAGGCUUUGACAAGCUGCUGAUGGGCAUGAUGGCAGAGAACUCGUAGACCUGGACGUUUUAAUGACCGUCCAAUGUCAACCUGCUUCCCCCUGUGGGGGUCUCACAUUGGGCGAUUCUUUACACAGAUGGGAAGAGCUUCAAAUGCAGCUAGAGAAAAAACGGGCUCUACUUUGGGCAACGGCAAAGUUUGCACUCAGUUUCUACGGUCCUGGUUUCUUUCCGCAACCAAAAGUCACUUUAUCUACGCCUCUUUGAGGUCCCUUUAUCGGUU
Molecule: messenger RNA, 1713 nt
Organism: Cladocopium goreaui
Lineage: Eukaryota; Dinophyceae; Suessiales; Symbiodiniaceae
Source: the annotation of a GenBank genome assembly